Molecule: messenger RNA, 1605 nt
Organism: Mycena indigotica
Lineage: Eukaryota; Fungi; Basidiomycota; Agaricomycetes; Agaricales; Mycenaceae
Product: 6PF2K domain-containing protein
Exons: 12
Coding region: 1-1605 (534 amino acids)
Biological process (GO): fructose metabolic process; fructose 2,6-bisphosphate metabolic process
Cellular component (GO): cytosol
Molecular function (GO): 6-phosphofructo-2-kinase activity; fructose-2,6-bisphosphate 2-phosphatase activity; ATP binding
Source: RefSeq, a predicted model, not a curated record
AUGGCGGCGACCAAUCCAUCAAGCAAGGUCGGACAAGACCUCACUCGCGCUGCGGAUGUUCUUCAAACUAUGCAAGCCCACGGCGAUCUGUCCCAUCCUAUUCCCCUUUCACCCAACAUUCCACCAGCUGCCUUCUUGGCAAGCGGACUCCAGGGUUCCAAGCUGAAGCAGUUUGAUGAGUCUACAAACGUUAGCCGCAAGGGCUCACAAGCCCCUACUCCACCUCAAUCAGUCAAGGGCAUCGGCAAGAAGGUCGCGAAACCGGAUUACUCCGAGUCCAAAAUUGUACUUGCGAUGGUCGGGCUUCCAGCGAGGGGAAAGUCCUAUCUGAGCAACAAGCUCAUGAUAUACCUCAAAUGGCUCGAAUACGAUGUCAAGGUGUUCAAUGUGGGACAACUAAGACGGACGAGAGCUAGGCAAAGGGCUCAAGAGAGUGGCGUCAAGGAAGACCAUAGUGCUAUUUUCUUCAGUCAAGACAACGCUGAAGGAACCCUGUCGCGAGAUCGGCUCGCGGAAGAUAGUUUAGAAAUGCUCAUCAAGUGGCUUAAAGACGGCGGGAAUGUCGGAAUUCACGAUGCAACCAACAGUACACGAGCGCGGAGAGCCAAGAUCGAAGCCCGUGUUGCAAAGGAGCCGGAGAUGAUGUUGAUUUUUCUCGAAUCGUUGUGCGACGAUCCUGCCGUCAUUGCGGCUAACAUUGCGCUUAAAGUCAGUUCGGGGGACCCGGACUACAAAGACCUGCAUCCGGAGAAGGCCAAAGCCGACUUCAUCCGCCGCAUCCACGAAUAUGAGAAGGUCUACGAAACUAUCACCGAGCCGCACUUGUCCUAUCUCCGCAUCACGAAUGUGGGGAAGGAGGUAACUGUUUCUCGAAUAAACGGUUACCUCUCCAGUCGAAUCGCAUUUUACCUCAUGAAUCUACAUCUUAACCCGCGCAGCAUCUACUUAUCUAGGCAUGGAGAAAGUCAAUACAACGUCGAAGGCAAGCUUGGUGGCGACUCCCUUCUGUCCCCCCGCGGCAUGGAGUAUGCCAGAGCAUUGCCUGCUUUGAUUAAAGACAACGUGGGCGACGCACAAUUGACGGUCUGGACGUCGACCCUCAGAAGAACGAUCCAGACAGCGGAAUUGCUGGACUUUACAAAGCUGACAUGGAAGUCAUUGGAUGAACUGGACGCUGGUGUUUGCGAUGGAAUGACAUAUGAGGAGAUCGAGCAAGCCUACCCCGAUGACUUUGCGAACCGCGAUGAAGACAAGUUCAACUAUCGCUAUCGUGGCGGGGAAUCAUAUCGCGAUGUUGUUGUCCGAUUGGAACCAGUCAUUAUGGAGCUGGAGCGACAGGAAAACAUCCUCAUCAUCGGACAUCAGGCUAUUUUGCGUUGUUUAUAUGCAUACUUUCACCACCUGUCACAAGACGAUCUUCCUUACAUUAAAAUCCCGCUACAUACUGUGAUUAAGCUCACUCCCAAAGCCUACGGUUGCGACGAGGAACGUUACGCACUUCCGAUCACUGCUGUUGACACUCAUCGGCCGAAGCCCAAAGUUGCCCAGCCUGUGGUCCAGCCAUCGACCACAAGACAGUACUUUACAGAACCUUCUUCCAUCUAG